AAACAUAUUACGUUCAUUGUUGUCGUAGCACAUGGUGUGUACACAAAUUUCAUGAUAUAUAAUCAGGAAAACGUUUUCACGCUUGUUCGCUCGCGAUAAACUCGCCGUUCAAUGUACCCAGUGGCUGACAUUGACUUCGCAACUAUUUACACUUCUCUAAUUACCAUUUUUACGAUCAAUCGAUUCUUCAAUAUCUUCUCUCAAAAGUCGUACCUAGAAAUCCAUAACGACGGAAAAGUACACGUUAAAUGAUCCGCUACCGUUACGUACUCCUAAAGUGAUUUACAUUCCUACUUCUUGCUAUUCCAUAUCAAUUUACAGCUUGAUCAUCGUGACUAAAUUCCUGCGCCAUAUUUGGUCUUGGAAACAGCGAAUAGGAGGUCAUGGUCUGAACGAGGCCAUUCGAUGAAUAUCCUUGUUUAUAUCUUGUCUUAGUUUUACUACCUCUUGUUUACUCGGGGCUUUUAAUUAAAAAGACACCGAGAAAUGCAUGGUUAAAGGACCAUGCUUCUAAAAUUUACCUUGCGAGGAUUAUGCGCCGUAAAGCGAUAAUAAUAAUGCUGGAAUGUUACAUAGUGUACACAGGGAUUUCUAAGAACCUAACUCAAAAUCUCUACCUACGUAAAGUAAUAAAACGUUUAGUGCAACCUCUGCCAAAACUUUGUUCAUUUCCGAAAAUUGCUGAAAUCAUAAAUCAAGGAGAUUUAAACCUCGAUAUUCCCUUGUAUCGGUUGUAGGUCAUUUUACAAUAUAAAUUGUCUGUUCCAUUAAAUGCAUUCGAAAACACCCCCAAGCCCUCAUUUUGUUUCAAAAUCAAAUCUCAACAAUCUAUUUUCGUUCCAAACCCACGUUUUCCCGAUAUUCUAUAAUUUCUUACAUCUACCCGUAGGUCCCGUACUUAUGGCAUUGAACGCACCCUAUUCCCAGGAGGCCCGGUAAACGAUAACCCCAGUAAAUCACGACCCUAAAAGUGUCAGGAACUCUAUAUUUAAAGUCCCAGAAUAAAUUCUAAAACAAGAGAUUAAGAAGCACCGACGACGGAUAGGCAUGGCCGGGUGGUGCAUAAGCUUGCAUAGGCACGCAUCAACGACGGUGUACGAUGGUUGCUCUCGAGCCGGUAAUCGACAUUCUACUGGUCACAGUCACAGGUAGUCGAUUCACCGACCAAGUAGAAUGGCUGGUGUGUCUGGCAGAGUACUCUACCGGGGGGGAGGGGAGACGUUGCUCCCUGCUCACGAUUGAACCUCACAUUUCGUCGUUGCCGUCGCUGUCAUUCGUGUCAGUCGGUCGACUAGGUGGUCUCUGCAAGGAACUUGCACGCUGGAUUCGACACACUCGGCUCACCUUUGCAGAGUGUGAUUGGUGGUGCGCAGGUCUGCCGGAACGGGAUCAUCGCUGAGCAAAAAGGGAAAGAGCAAAGGGAGACGCGCUCCUCUUCAGCUAGCAGAACGGAGCUGCCAUCUCAGCGACUCCUCCACAUGUGGACAUCGCCGUCCCGACUCAGGAUCGGCCGGGCACCCAGGAAAAAGAUAACACCUUAGAGCAGAUAGCUGCUUCCCCUGCAGCUACCGCGACCGGUGAACGAUGGAGAACACCAGGAGGAAACUGUCCUUCCUCGGCUUCGGCAAGAGGGUAUCGGUCGACGGUCAUGGCGCGGAAACGGGACCGGAACUCGACGAGGAGAUGGAGAAGGUAUUCGCGAUGGACACCGGAGAAAAAUUCGACGUAGCCCGACUCGGUUCACCUUCCGAAUCAGCGGGAUCCGAUCGAGAUCGAGACCGAGAUCGCGAUCGAGAUCGAGAUCGAGGCCCACCACCACGAUAUGGAGAUCGCGACUUCAAUCAGCACCGAAAAAGAAGUUACCCUCAUCCGCAUAUGCCCUUAAAAAGUAUUCGUUCCAGAUCUAUGCGACGGCACCUUUCAUCGCUCGGUUACAGGGAAGGAUCCACAGCAGCGGAAGCUGGCCAAGAAGAGGAGAACGGUCAAGUACAAACAGGAAAUGGCAGUGGACCGGAAGGAGACGUUAUGGACAACGGACUGUCCUCCAGCACCACGCACGACGCGGACGAAGAAACUGCUGAAGAAACGGAGAACGUGGUCAGCAGCGAGAGCGAGGCACCGAUUUCAGAAAGGGCUGCUUCCGGUUUCAGCGACAGUCCCAGCAUCGGCAGCCCGCGGGUACAAUUCGAGCAGAUCAAGGAAGAAGAAGUGCCUCCUCUGAAGAACGACGAGGCAACGAACGAGAGUACACCCGGAACUCACGAAGAAGACCGAAAGUGUCGAAGACAUCAGAAACACGAGCACAAAAGACAUCACCACAAGUCCAGGAAAUAUUCGUUGCAAGAGGACCCGCAAUGGAGAAAGCGAUCGGGAGCGGGUCUCCCGGAUGGCGCGGGUGUUUUGGCGAGGAGGGUCAGCGUGCAGCCGGAAGAGGCGAGCACUUUGCAGGAGCUGGACAUAGACGACCUGGAGUCGCACAGAAGCGACGAUCCCCGGGGGAUGAGACGGCACAAAGCUGCUCAUUCGACGGUGCAGAUCGGCCGCAAAAAAGAGGGUGGCAUACCCCAUGACACCUUCAAGAAGAUGUACGACCACUCCCCGCACGAGGUGUUCGUCCAGCUGGACGAGCUGCACGGGUUGGGAGAGGAUCGAGAGUGGAGAGAAACGGCUAGAUGGAUCAAAUACGAGGAGGACGUCGAGGAAGGCGCGGACAGAUGGGGCAGGCCCCACGUUGCCUCCUUGAGCUUCCACUCGCUGCUGAAUCUUCGACGAUGUUUAGAGACCGGGGUGGUUCUUCUGGAUCUGGAGGAAAAGGAUCUUCCGGGACUGGCGUACAGAGUAGUCGAGCAAAUGGUGGUCGAGGAACUGAUUCUUCCGGAGGACAGACCCGUGGUGAUGAGAGCUCUUCUUCUUAGGCACAGACACGUUCACGACCACGAUCGUGGGUUCCGGUUUGGAGGCAAACGGAACUAUUCCAGCUACACCAGUCUACAGAACUUGAACGACACGAAACCGAAGAUCUUAUCUUCGAACUUGGCCCUGGACAGCAAUCACACCGUAAUCGACAUGAAGGAGGAGAUCACGUUCACGAGCAGCAACGAAGAUUUGAAGAAAAGCCACAACGAUUACAUUCUGAAAAGGAUCCCGGCUGGUGCCGAGGCUACGGUCGUAUUAGUCGGUGCUGUUGAUUUUCUGGACCAACCAACGAUCGCUUUCGUGAGACUGGCCGAGGGUGUAUUCAUUCCAUCGAUCACGGAAGUCACGAUACCAGUAAGAUUCAUGUUCACGUUGCUGGGGCCAAGGAACGCUGAUCUAGAUUAUCACGAAAUCGGUAGAUCGAUCGCCACGCUGAUGGCCAAUACGUCGUUCCAUAAAGUCGCUUACAAAGCUAACGAGAGGCGCGAGCUUCUGUCCGCGAUCAACGAAUUCCUGGACGACUCGAUCGUUUUGCCUCCCGGCGACUGGGAACGACAAGCGUUACUGCCGUUCAACGAGCUGAAGGCGAAAAGCGAGGCGAUCAGGCAACGAAAGGCUAAGGCGCUCGAGGAAAAGAGUAAACCAGUUCAGAGCGAGGCUGCUGCCACAAAAGCUCUUCUCGCCGGCGAAGGAGAGAAGAAACCUCCCGACGGCGACGAUCCUCUACGCAGAACGAAGCGUCCGUUCGGUGGCCUCAUCAACGACAUCAAAAGACGCUACCCCUUCUAUUUGUCCGACUUCACCGAUGGGUUGAGUUCCUCUUGCCUGGCAGCGGCCAUUUUCAUGUACUUUGCUGCUCUCUGUACAGCCAUAACUUUCGGUGGUCUGAUGAGCGACAAAACGCACAACAUUAUCGGUAUAUCGGAAACGCUGAUUUCCGGAUCUUGGACCGGAGUAGUGAUGGCACUCUUCUCUACUCAGCCUCUGGUCAUUAUCGGUACGACCGGCCCCCUCUUGUUGUUCGACGAGAGUUUGUACAACUUCUGUCUAGCCAACGAACUGGAGUUCUUAACCGUGAGGGUGUACGUUGGCGCGUGGAUGGGGAUCAUCGCUUUGGCCAUCGCGUGCGUCGAGGGAUCUGUGCUGGUCAGACUGUUCACCCGUUUCACCGAGGAAAUCUUUACCGGAUUAAUUUCCAUACUCUACAUCGUCGAGACUUUUAUCAAAUUGUACAAUUACUUCGUGAAGAAUCCACUGCUCGAGGAGUAUAGCUUUAUUCCUGAAAAUAACCUGACAUUAUACCAAGAACCUAUCAACGUAACCGAGAUGAAGGUCGUUUCCCCUGAAACCGGUGAAACGGUCGUUAUUCCAUUGGAGGAACCUCAGGUUUUGAUACCGGCUUACAACGUUGCUGGACUGCUGAUCAAUCAACCGAACACCGCUCUCAUGUGCACCAUUCUGUGUCUCGGUACUUUCCUUGGCGCUUAUUACCUGCGUAUCUUCCGUAACAGUCAUUAUCUCGGACGAAGCGCCAGAAGAGCUUUCGGUGACUUUGGUGUUCCGAUUAGUAUCAUCGUAUUUGCACUGAUCGACUAUCUGGCCAAAGUGAAGACGGAGAAGUUGCUGGUCCCGGAAGGACUGUCGCCAACUCUGCCUGGAAGAGAUUGGAUCGUCUCACCCGCUGGUCUACAGAAACCGAUCCCAUUAUGGAUGGCCAUGGCUUGCAUCGUGCCAGCGUUAUUGGUUUACAUUCUCGUUUUCAUGGAAACUCAGAUCUCCGAGCUAAUCAUCGACAAGAAAGAGCGAAAACUGCGAAAAGGUAACGGCUACCACAUGGAUAUAGUGGUGGUGUGUUUGAUGAACGUUGGCUGUGGUUUAAUGGGCGCUCCAUGGUGCUGUGCCGCCUCGGUCAGAUCACUGACACACGUCUCAGCGGUGACAGUAAUGUCUCGCACUCACGCUCCCGGCGACAAACCACACAUCGUCGAAGUGAAAGAGCAAAGGGUGAGCGCGUUGUUGGUCGCCAUAUUGAUUGGCGUGAGCGUGUUGAUGGCGCCACUGUUGCGUCGUGUACCAAUGUCCGUCCUUCUGGGAGUGUUCCUCUACAUGGGUAUCUCCUCGACUACCGGCGUGCAGCUGUUCGAUCGUGUCAAGUUAUUCUUCAUGCCAGUCAAACACCAUGGAACGGCCAAUUACGUUCGACGCGUGCAGACCUAUAAGAUGCACAUCUUCACCCUCAUACAGAUCAUGUGCCUGGUCAUACUGUGGAUCGUAAAGAGCACUAGGGCGGCCUUGGCGUUUCCGUUCUUCCUGAUUCUCAUGAUACCUCUGCGGGCUCAGAUGAGCCACUUUUUUACCGCGGCCGAGCUACGGGCACUCGACAGCAAAGGAUCGGAACACGAAAGCACAGAGGACGAGCCAGAUUUUUACGAGGAAGCUCCGUUACCUGGUUAGGUAGUGCCUUAUUCAACCUCUCCUUUAUUGUAUCGUCUCUCCUUCUUCCUCCUCCUUGUACCUCUAUUGUUUCCCCUUCUUCCCUUUCCCUAUCCUUUAUUCUUCAUUGUCUUCAGGUUGGUCUGUUCGUGCUUUCUGUCACGUGCACACUUUCCUAUCAUGUAUCGUAGAACGACACUUGAAUACUAUAGCGUGAAGAAUUCUCUCGAAAAGUCUAUUUUCGUGAAAAAGAGCAUAUAUGUAUACCGAUGAGUUAUGGAAGAAAGAGCGCGCGAGAGAGAGAGAGAGCGAGAAAGAGAGGACGUAGAUAAGUAGGGGUAUUCUGAUCCCCAAAGCUGGGUAAACUCAUUAAAUUCGAAAAAUUUAUUUUUUGCUACAAAAUUUGUAAAUAAUCGAUAACGAUAUCGCGAGGUGAAACGGUGCGAAUACGUUCUUGCCCACAUCUUGGGUACGUGUAGGUACUUGAAAUUAUAUUUUAUCGAAUCUCGUCGAUCGUGUAUGAUUAUAAAUGGUAAAAGGUUAUAUUCGAUAAACAGAUAUUCACUUGCAGGUAAUACAAUCUAACUAAAGACGUUAACAAAUGGAAAAUACACAAGGUACCUGCACGCUGUCUAAUGUAUUCGUAAUAGUCGAUCGAGAUUCGUUUCAUCUUUCUUUGAUUCGAUGGGAAAAAGGUGCCUGUGAGUGCCUCUAAAAAACAGAAUGGUGAUGAACGACACGUUGCUCAGGAAAAAUUUAAUGUAUAGGCACAGAAUACGAGAGUGCCAAAUCAAAAGAUGAUAAAUUACUUAAAUGGUGCUGGUCCGUCUACACGGAAGUGACGUAGGCGAGGAAAAACUAAAUCUUUUAUAAAGAAAUACCCGAAUAGUUCUCGUUAGCUGUUCUUGUCGAUGAAUAUUAUAUAUCUAUAAUUUCUUUGGGACCGUAACUCGUUAGCACUGCGUGCGAAAAAUUACAAUCAUUUAGCAAUAUCCGUUGAAUAUGUGCUCUAAAAUUAAUAACUAUACCUAGAUGAAGAUGGUAUUUUAUAAGUAACUUAAAAAAUGAACCUAAUAAGUGUUAGGAAAAUGUAAAAAAAGAACAGAGAUAUAGUUUGUACUGUGUUUCAACUAUAAAUACUUAAUAGGUCAGAUUUAUUGUCCUGCCAAUAACAAAUCGAUUCCUGUGCCGUUAAAAUUUAUUUUCCUAAAUAAAAUCUCUAUUAACGUUUCUUUUAUAAAGUUCUUGGCAAUACUUCUACGACAUUCUGUUGCUAUAGAUAUAUUUUCUAUACACGAGAUAAAACUUAAGAAAAGCGCUUCAUCGUCAUGCAAUAACGUACUUUUUCUUUAUUCGUCUCUAUUGCAUGAACAUCUACAGAUUUUGUAACUUUUAAGAUGGGAGUUUCAAACGGUAUUCAGAAAAUGAAUAUUUUCCUUCGAAUGUUAAUUUAAAGGAUGUGCGUUACGUUGCACGAUUGUUGCAAUUCAAGGAAGAGGUACUCUCGACAACAUUUAGAAAAGUACCUGACAACGUUAUUAAAACCUAGAGAGAAACAGCUUCAAGGUUCAAGCAUUUAAAAAAUUACUCCGGAGAAAGCUUGGGUCGCCUUUAAGUCACAUUUAUUGUAAACAGUUUUUAUUUAACUCAAUCGUGUACUUAUUUAAACAUAGUAUAUAAGUGAAAUUAAAGUUAAUGAAAUUAAA
Messenger RNA from Megachile rotundata (alfalfa leafcutting bee), 7055 nucleotides. RefSeq names its product anion exchange protein Ae2 (gene Ae2). Gene Ontology annotation, cellular component: plasma membrane. Gene Ontology annotation, biological process: regulation of intracellular pH; monoatomic anion transport; bicarbonate transport. Lineage: Eukaryota; Metazoa; Arthropoda; Insecta; Hymenoptera; Megachilidae. The record is from RefSeq and is a predicted model, not a curated record. Gene Ontology annotation, molecular function: solute:inorganic anion antiporter activity; monoatomic anion transmembrane transporter activity.